CGAGGUGAAAAUGAAACUCAAAUCUGAUUAGAAUUUGGAAUUUCAGAGCCUGUGCUGAACCCCUUGUAAUUCUCGAGCCAUUAAGCUUCCCAACUUGUCAAGAGGUGCCCUGAAACGGGAUUCGAACCUGCAUCGUCUAUUUGCUUUACAACUGUUUGGUAACGCGCCACCGUAAAUUUGCUCUUCAGCUCGCAGCCUGCUGAUCUUUUCGGCGGACCCAUCUGUCGAGUUUUAUCAAAAUUGUGCAGCCUUCGUCUGACUAACGCAGAAAAUAUGCAGUUACUUCAAGUAAAGUCCUUUUUCAUUCUUGAGGUUACAUUGUGUGUGUUAUGGCACGUGGAGGUCGAUGGAAGACCUAGCAUACAGGUCGCAAAAGGAUGCUACCGAGACCGCAGUGGAAGUGGUAGAGCUAUGCCUGAUCUCCUGGCGUCUUACAGAAAAAACGGUUUGGAUUGGUCAAACCUAGAGGAAACAGUUAUCCAAAAAUGCCGUAAGGAAGCGGAAGAAAGGGGAUUUAAGUGUUUUGGCAUUCAGUUCUACGGUGAAUGUUGGUCUGGCCUUAACGCAUGCGACACGUACUACAAAUAUGGCCCAUCGGAUGAGUGUUUCUGCACAAGUGAUGUUUCGUUAAAUAGCACCUUUCCGAAGUACCAACCAAAUUGUCUAGGGCCCGUUGGAGGGCGCUGGGCCAACUUUGUUUACGAGUUACGUGAGCCGCUCUGACAAAGAAGUCUGUGCCAACCUGAAAGACCAGCUGUAACUGAGUGGAUUUCCUCCAGAUGCAACGUUUGCUAGGUUUUCAAAUUUGUAAAUUAAAGUGUACUUUUAAUUCCGAGUAAGAAAACACGAACAAAACAUUGAUGUAUCUGUGUGUUGUAAUGCAUUAAUAAAAGGCAGGAGCCCAUUACUCAAUAAUGGGCUCCUGUAAAAGGUCA
Messenger RNA from Pocillopora verrucosa, 935 nucleotides. RefSeq lists its product as uncharacterized. Lineage: Eukaryota; Metazoa; Cnidaria; Anthozoa; Scleractinia; Pocilloporidae. The record is from RefSeq and is a predicted model, not a curated record.